Hyposmocoma kahamanoa is the source of this 731-nucleotide messenger RNA. Its product is annotated as protein N-lysine methyltransferase FAM173B. The record is from RefSeq and is a predicted model, not a curated record. Bases 108 to 695 code for a protein of 195 amino acids. Gene Ontology annotation, molecular function: protein-lysine N-methyltransferase activity. Lineage: Eukaryota; Metazoa; Arthropoda; Insecta; Lepidoptera; Cosmopterigidae. The transcript has a single exon. Gene Ontology annotation, biological process: regulation of mitochondrial ATP synthesis coupled proton transport; positive regulation of proton-transporting ATP synthase activity, rotational mechanism; peptidyl-lysine trimethylation. Gene Ontology annotation, cellular component: mitochondrion.
AUAGGUUCCUUCUAACUUGCAGAAUGCGAGAGAAAAAUAAAACUUCCGUUCAUAGUCAUUCUUACUUGAUGUUGCAUAGCAUUUAAAAGAAGAAAGAAAAAUACAUUAUGGAACUACUCCAAAAUAUGGAAUCAAAACGCUCUAAUAAGCUUUCACCAGUGGGAAAAUUUUUGAUUUAUGGCACAGGUGGCUUGGCAGUGGGCGUUAGCAUCGUUUGUGUACCAUUCGUGACCCCUGCCUUUAGAAAAUUUUGCUUGCCGUACGUUCCUGCUACCACAGAGCAGUUGUUAGGCGUUACAAAAGCAUUAAUGGGUCGAUCAGGGAGACUACUCGACGUCGGGUCAGGUGAUGGAAGAAUAGUGUUCACCGCUGCGAAACUUGGAUUCAAAUCGGACGGAGUUGAAUUAAACCCUUGGCUUGUAUAUUAUUCACGAAUAGCAGCUUUAUUAGAUCCAAAAUGUCGGGACUCGAAAUUUUACAGAAAGAACUUGUGGACAUUUGAUUUGAAACCCUAUGAGAAUAUAGUAAUUUUUGGGGUACAACAAAUGAUGAGUGAAUUUGAAAAGAAACUACUCAAAGAAGCAAAUCAUGAUACUGUAGUAGUAGCCUGCAGAUUUCCAUUGCCAAAUAUGGUACCUACAGAAACUAUAGGACAUGGAGUUGAUACAGUCUGGAAAUAUAUAGUGAAAAGAUAACAAAAGCGUGAAAAUUUGUUAUAAUCUUAGUAGAUA